CAGCGUGCAUUUCCCACAGAUUUAGAAACUUCUGGAGCUGGAAGAAAGUUGGAUCUCAGAGUAGUCGGACACAGCCUUUGGAAAGAGAAAAGUGUUUUACUGAUAUGGAACAAUCUUCAAGAUAUAUUAAGAGAAUAAAAGCAAGGGGAAAUUUGAGAUUAUGAACAUGGACAUGAAGGAGGGGACAACCCUGAAGAUCAAGGGCAAGAUCGCAGAUGAUGCUGAUGGCUUUGUGAUUAAUCUGGGCCAGGGGACAAAUAAACUGAACCUGCAUUUCAACCCACGUUUCGGUGAAUCCACUGUUGUCUGCAACUCACGGGAUGGCAACAGCUGGGGGCAGGAGCAACGGGACAGUCACAUGUGCUUCAGCCCGGGAUCAGAGGUCAAGCUCCUCGUGACCUUCGAGAACAACGAAUUCAAGGUGAAGCUGCCAGACGGGCACCAGUUGACCUUUCCCAACAGGCUGGGCCACGACCACUUGAGCUACCUGAGUGUGCAGGGCGGGUUCAACAUCUCCUCCUUCAAGCUAGACUGAGGGCGGCACCUCGCCAGAACGCAAGACCCCGGAGCGGAUUCCCGCUCCUGACCCCCAGCUACCGCCAGUCACGCGGAAUCAGCAGCCCUUGGGUCCCAGCUUCCCAUCUGUUGUUCCUAACCCUCUGCGCUCAUCCCCCAAGGCUAAGAACCAACAAAAGAAUCCACCUUUAUAGAGUCUUUCCGUGGUAGGAA
Balaenoptera ricei (Rice's whale) is the source of this 729-nucleotide messenger RNA. It is a transcript of the gene LGALS2, whose product is annotated as galectin 2. Lineage: Eukaryota; Metazoa; Chordata; Mammalia; Artiodactyla; Balaenopteridae. The transcript has 5 exons. The coding region runs from base 161 to 535 and encodes 124 amino acids. The record is from RefSeq and is a predicted model, not a curated record. Gene Ontology annotation, molecular function: carbohydrate binding.